UGAGAGAGGAAAAAGUGUUUGUAAAAGAGAGAUUGUUUGGUUUCUAAGACUAAAAAGUCCACAAAAUCUAUAGCACUCUCCUUCUUUCCUUCUAAAACAGCCCUUUUUAUCUUUCUUUUAGGUUUGAUAUGUCCUUUGUAUUGUCACAUUCAAGUAUCCAUGCAUGUCCUCAGGUGAGUCUUCAAGAUGUAUCAGGCGUUCCGGUUGAUGUGUUCAAGGCUGAAGAGAAGUCGAUUACCCAUGCAUUAAGACUGAGCGAAGGACAUAGGAAAAAGAGAAACCAGGAGCUUAAACCUUGCUGGAACAGACCAGUCUCGAGUAUGUAUCAGAAGUUAAACUUGUAAGAAUCCCUUUCUUUUCUUUGUUGCCUGUGGAAAUUACUUUGAUCUGUUCUCCCCCCUGGAUUUGCUUCUUCAGAAGAUGUAGAGCAGUCACGAGGUUACAUUACAUUCUCCCUAAGAAGUGGCCCAGAGUACCAUGUCUUACAGGUAUGCUGACAACGAUCCACUUCUUCAUGGUCAUGUUUCCUAGAAUCUGAUCUCCAACAUCAAUAAAGUAAGCACAAGUAGUUGUACUGUAGAACAUGCAAUCCACUGUUGGUGAUCUAUUUCAUUGGUUAGGUUACUGAUGCUGUGGUCAUUGCAAGAUAUCUGGGCGCCACACUGGUGCUCCCUGACAUCAGAGGAAGAAAGCUUGGUCAACAGAGGUAUUGCUUCUUUGAUUUCGGUAUGCUCUUCCUCUGCAAAUCCUGAAUCUGAUCGAACAGAAGCUUUUUCUUGUGGCCAUGUGUACUUGGUGAAAGACUCGCAUCAUUGCAGGAACUUCCGAGAGAUGUAUGAUGCGGGUAAGUUCAUCCACAGCCUGAGUGGUGUCGUUAACGUAGCCGACCAGCUUCCGGCUGAAGUAGCAGCUCAGAUGCCAUCUCUUGUUCGAGUCCCUCAUGGCGUAUCUGAAGACUUCAUCACCCAAAACAUCAAACCGAUCUUCCAAACCAGUCAUUACCUGAGGCUCGCGAGCUACUUCACCUCAGUCGAUUGGAGGAGAAGGGAGAAGCGCAACGGCGACUUGGAUUCCACCGCUUGCUUGGCCAUGUUUGGCAGCCUCGAACUGAAACAGGGGAUCGCCGAAGCGGCUGACGGGGUCGUGGACAGACUGCGAACGCUCAGCCGCAACAUCGGCAGCCGGUUCAUCGCCAUCGACCUCCGCAGUGAUGCUCUGGAGAAGAGAGGCUGCAAGGAGAGCGACGGCAGAAGCAAGGCUUGUUACGGUGCACGGGAGACGGCAGAGUUCUUGAGGCGGAUCGGCUUCAACGGAGACAACCCCAUCUACGUAACCCAGACUCGGUGGGACGAAAGCCUCGACCCAUUGAGGGAGUUCUUCCCGAGGAGCUACACCAAGGACGAUCUGAUGCCUGCGGAGAAGAAAGGUGAGUUGGUCAGCUCAGGGAGCGAAGUGGAGAGAGCACUUGACCUCCUUGUUUGUGCCCAAAGCGAUGUGUUCGUGCCUGCAAUUUCUGGUCUGUUCUACGGGAACGUGGCCGGGAGGAGGAUAGCUUCGGGCCGCCCGGAAAUGGUGGUGCCAUCUCGAGGGCCGCCUUUCUCCGCCAGAGCUUCUGAUUUCGUCUCGAGCUAUGUCUCCAGGAAGAACCACGUUGCGUACUCGUGUUACUGCUAACGCCGUUCGCAGUCAUCUCCUCUACUGCUGCUCUGUGACUGUUCGAUCAUCGAAAGCGAGUUGCCGUAUUGAUGAACGUAUAUGGCAUAAUAAAAGCAAUCGUUUGCCAAAAAUAGAAAAAAUCAUAUCUCUUGACGUGUGAUCUAUCUGUCAAAAAUAGAAAAAAAAAAUCCAUAUGAAGUGUUGUACGUAAAUAAUGUAUCUCACAUUGGAUAAAAAAAAAUUAUUUAAAAUAUUCAAAAAAUUAUCUCC
Molecule: messenger RNA, 1926 nt
Organism: Musa acuminata AAA Group (dessert banana)
Lineage: Eukaryota; Viridiplantae; Streptophyta; Magnoliopsida; Zingiberales; Musaceae
Product: protein MANNAN SYNTHESIS-RELATED 1-like
Exons: 2
Coding region: 628-1674 (348 amino acids)
Source: RefSeq, a predicted model, not a curated record